Chiloscyllium plagiosum (whitespotted bambooshark) is the source of this 2643-nucleotide messenger RNA. The record is from RefSeq and is a predicted model, not a curated record. NCBI's taxonomy places the organism in Eukaryota, Metazoa, Chordata, Chondrichthyes, Orectolobiformes, Hemiscylliidae.
UCUGCCGCUUGUCUGUCUCUAGGUGACACAGGACAAGAUUAUCUGCCUCCCUGGGCCAGUGUGGACACACUCUCCUUUCCAGAUCAAUUGCUCGGAGUUCAUGCUGCAGGUGAAGCCUUUGGAGAGCUCGACCCAUGAACUUAAUGGGGUAAAGACCAACCUGGACCUCCAGCAGUACAGCUUUAUUAACCAGAUCUGCUACGAGAGAGCCGUUCACUGGUACGUCAAGUACUUCCCCUACUUGGUGCUCAUCCACACCCUCACCUUCAUGAUCUGCGGCAGCUUCUGGUUCAAGUUCCCCGGGACCAGCAGCAAAAUCGAGCACUUUGUCUCCGUGCUGGGGCGGUGCUUUGACUCGCCGUGGACCACCCGGGCCCUGAGCGAAGUUUCCACCGAGAGGAGGGUGUGCCGGCGGGAGCUGCCGCUCGGCGCCGGCUCCGGGAGCCAGGCCAGCUUGCCGGGGUGUGAGGAGCGUGCCGGGUCCGGGGAAUCUCCGCUGGGGGCAGACAGAGGCAGCGAGAGCACCCUGGACAGGCAGGAGGGGGAGCAGGCCAAAGCCCUGUUCGAAAAGGUGAAGAAAUUCCGGCUCCACGUGGAGGACAGUGUCAUCGUUUACCUCAUGUACAUCGGGCAGACCAUUGUCCGUGCCAUCAAGUUAAUCCUGAUCACCGUUUACCACGCCCUCUUGGUUCUGAACAUUCAUGUGGUGGUGCCGUGCACCGUGAACAUCGAGGAUGUGACUGGGUACCGCCAUUUUUGCUGUAACCACACAAGGGCCCACCUCUUCUACACUCUUGCCGUCUGCUACAUCUGCUUCCUUUGUGUUUACGGCUGCACCUGCCUCUACACUCUCUACUGGCUGUUCCACCGACCCCUGAAAGAGUAUUCCUUCGAGUACGUGCGCCAGGAGUCAGGGAUCAGCGACAUUCCGGACGUGAGGAAUGACUUUGCCUUCAUGCUCCACCUGACCGACCAGUACGACGCCCUGUACUCCAAGCGGUUUGCCGUCUUCCUGUCGGAGGUCAGCGAGAGCCAGUUGAUGCAGCUGAGCCUGGACCGGGAGUGGUCCACCGACAAGCUGCGGCAGAGAUUGCAGAAGAACGCGGCCCACCGUCUGGAACUGCACCUCCUCAUGGUGCCCAGCCUCCCUGCUGCCACCUUCCAGCUGACCGAAAUCCAGGCCCUGAAACUCGAGCUCAACGGUGAGCUGGAGUUACCCCCAGCCACGGCGCAGCUCACCCACCUCCGGGAGCUGUCGCUGGUCAACUCCCCGGUACGGCUUCACCAGGCCGCCUCAGCCUUCCUCAAGGAACGCCUCAAGGUCCUCCAGGUGCGGUUUGACAGCCCCCAGGAGGUUCCCCUCUGGAUAGCCAGCAUGGAAAACGUAGAGGAGCUCAGCCUGAACGGAUCACUCACUCAGGACGGAGCUAAAUGCCUCAUCCUGGACUCCCUCUGUCAGCUCCAUCGCCUCAAGAUCUUGUCUCUGAAAAGCAACAUAACUAAACUCCCUCCAUGCCUGGCUGACCUCUCCAGCCACCUCCAGAAGUUGACCGUCCACAAUGGAGGCACCAAACUCAUGGCGACAAACAUCCUGAAGAAACUGCAGCAACUUCGGGUCUUGGAGCUGGUGCAGUGUGAGCUGGAGAGAAUCCCUCAGGCAGUGGCCAGCUUGUUGAGCUUGGAAGAGUUGAACUUGAAGGAGAACCAUCUCCGGUCCAUCGAGGAAAUCCUCAGCCACCAACAGUGCCAGACGCUGACCUGUCUGAGGCUAUGGUACAAUCACAUCAUCCACAUCCCCGAACACAUCAAAAAACUCAGCUCUUUGGAGAGCCUCUAUCUCAACAAUAACCAGAUCGAGGCAAUACCGCCUCAACUCUUCCUGUGUAACAAACUCCGACACCUCGAUCUCUCCCACAAUCGCAUCACUUCAAUCCCACCCGGAAUCGGAGUGCUCCAAAGCCUCCACCACUUCUCCGUGUCCCACAACUCCAUUGAGUCCCUGCCGAACGAGCUGUUCUUCUGUAAGAAGCUGCAACACUUGAAGCUCGCCCACAACGGCCUGACCGCCCUCUCGCCCAGGAUCUCCGGCCUGCCCUUGCUGACAAGGCUUGAACUGACGGGCAACCAGUUGGAGGCAUUGCCCCCUGAGCUGGGGCAGUGCACUGGCCUGAAACGCGGAGGUCUGCUGGUGGAGGAGUCCCUGCUCCUAACGCUGCCCUCCGAUGUCCGAGACAGGCUGGAGGCUGACUGAAUCCAGGAUGGGGAGACACGCUGACUUAAGGAUCGGGAAGUCAGAGCUGGUCAGGAUUAAGCGGGUACGGAUCGGGAGGUCGAAUUCAGGGAGAGAAACCGGACACUGGGUGAUAAUGGGAGCUUGGUUUGACGAGUAAAUUAUUGUGGCAAUUCUCAGCGCAGCAUUCCUGAGGGUUGGGUCGUUCAAAAUGGCUGCUCUCGGGUUUCGCUCUGCUCCCAGACUGCCCCGGGACACAGCAGGAACACAGAGGGAAUGAUGGAAAGGUCACACAAGCAAUGCUCCCACCCGCCUGAGAUCCCAGUUGGGAUGUGGGAUCUGUGACACAUUUGACACUGUUUUAUGGUUAAGUUUUGUAUGUAAUUCCACAUAAUAAAACGGUGCAGCCAGCA